Porites evermanni is the source of this 1968-nucleotide messenger RNA. The record is from the annotation of a GenBank genome assembly. Lineage: Eukaryota; Metazoa; Cnidaria; Anthozoa; Scleractinia; Poritidae.
AUGUCCAGUUCCAGAGUAACAAGGCUGGGAACAUAUCCAAGAAAGAAACGUGAGUAAAACUAAGAUCACGUCCCUGAUAAUUGUAUACCCACAGGAAUUUCAUUUGCUUUCAGAUGUACAAUGUAGACAUUCUUUGAGUCUUAACACCAAAGUAUCUUAUUACUCAGGAAUCAUGUCGUAAGUAGGCGGAAUAAUAUCGUCAGGAAGGGUAUUGUCCUGAAUAUUAGGACUGUUGUUGACAGUGACUGACGUUUUAUCAACCUAUGCCGAUGACGUCAUCAUAAGUCAAAGUUUUUAUAUAUCCCCAGCCUCGUUCCCAGUCGUCCUCGGCGAUUUCGGAUGUGACCUCACCUGUCAAGCCUCCUCUGGUCGCUCGGAUAGCGUGCGUGACCGGCCUGGGUACGAGGCUGAUAUAUCUGCUGUGCUUCGUCAGUGGACGGUAUUCUAUUCAAUGGUACUCCAGUCAUAAUUGACGUGAUUGGUCAAUAUAACAUUGCAUCAUACAGUUAAGCGUUUUCUGGACCCUUCCACUUCCCUUUCGAUUUCCUUCCCUCCCCUCCCCUCCCCUCCCUCGUCUUAAUGCUCUAAAAUAAGAUUUCUGUACCUCGCUUGUUUUGCAAAUGAUCGAAAAGAAGAUUGCAUAGCCAAAAGUAGCCUUUUCUAGGCUCCGAGAUAGUUGGGUCCACGAAAUACACUCUCGCGUCAUCCCCACUAUCUGAUGAAGUUCUGGAACAGGCUAAGCCAAAAGAAAAAGCCAUGUUUAAUUUACAUAAUAAUGCCAUUUUGUUUUUAGGGUUCCUUUCAAUUGGAAUCGCCUCAAUUACAAGACCUUCCAAUACAAACUAUCUGCUUAACACCACUAAGAGUCUGAUGGACAACUUGAGCGAAAUGGAUGAAGAAGAGACCUAUAUUGUAAUAUUCCUUGCUGAUCUUCACGAGCCGUCAAGAUCAACCAGAGCCGCAGAACUUUCAAGAACCUUCGGCAAAUAUAUUGACAAGGGACUGCUGACUGUAAUAGUAGCAUAUCCGGAAUAUUACCCACCGCUUGACAACAUCAAACCACGAUAUGGUGACUCAAGUGAAAGACGGUUUUGGCGCGCCAAGCAAAACGUGGACACAGCGUUCGUGAUGUGUUACUGCAAGGACGCAUCACAGUUUUACAUUCAGCUUGAAGACGACGUGAUACCUUCGCCAAGCUUCUUUCCUAAACUGAAAGCUUCAUUAACGGAAAACGACGAGGCAUUUCUGGUACUUCACGUCGCCACGAAAGGAACCGUCGCAAAACUCUAUCAUUCCAAAGACCUUAGCAACGCAGCCUCCUUUUUCUUCCUCAUGUAUGACGAAAUGCCUGCGGACUGGUUGCUGAGUCAUUUUCGAGCGAUAAGGGAGGCAGCUAAAAUGCGAAAAUGGCCUUUGGCGGCAUCACUUUUCCAGCAUACAGGCAUUCUUUCUUCUCUUGCAGAAAAGAAACCGAAAGGCCCUGGACACGAGGAGCCAUUUUUUGAUCUGUACGAUCAAAAGUUCCGAGGCUUAAAUCCUCCUGCAAACGUAACCUCGCCUCUGUCCUCUCACGAAACCGUGGGUAAAGGAAGCCCACAACAAGCUUAUGAAAAGGGUAGUGGUUAUUUCUGGGGGACGGCUCCUAGUAAAUAUGAUUAUGUUAUAAUAAAAUUCAAAGAGUCAACCGCUGUCCAGAAAGUGUUCGUGGACACUGGCUCUCUCUUAGGACCGAAAGAUAUCUUGAAAUCUGGUGUUUUGCAGGCCAGCCUUGAGUCAGUCGAUCAAGAGAAAUUUGUUCGUGACAGCGGCGAUCAUGGGUGUGGAAAUUUUGAAACUCGUGGAUCUUUUAACCAAGGAAAAGUUACAGUUACUUUCAAUAAUUCUAAAAAGCUUACUUGCCUGCGAAUCUUAGCAACGGAGAACCAAGCUGAACCACUCUUCCUUCGCGAAAUUGAUGUAUGGGCAUAA